AUGAUAUAUUUAAAAUCUAUGUUAAAAGUUAUAGAUAAUUCAGGAGCUCAGUUAGCUGAGUGUAUUAAAAUCUUAAGGAAAGGAUCUCCUAAAUCAAGUGGGACUACUGGUGAUAGAAUAGUUUGUGUUAUUCAAAAAGCUAGACCUUUAAAUCAAAAUAUUACCGGUACUGCGAAUUCUAAUAGGGUUAAAAGAGGUGAUAUAUGUCAUGCAGUUAUAGUGAGAACAAAACAAAAGAAUGGAUAUAGAAAAGAUGGUUCUAAUAUUUCUUUUGGAGAUAAUGCUUGUGUUUUAAUUAAUAAAAUCACUGGUGAUCCAUUAGGGACAAGGAUUAUGGCCAAUGAUGGUGUUGUUGGAAGAGAGCUGUUAGAUAAGGGCUACAAAAAGAUAUGUUCUCUAGCUAGUAGAAUAGUAUAA
Messenger RNA from Arxiozyma heterogenica, 417 nucleotides. It is a transcript of the gene MRPL38, whose product is annotated as mitochondrial 54S ribosomal protein uL14m MRPL38. Gene Ontology annotation, molecular function: large ribosomal subunit rRNA binding; structural constituent of ribosome. Bases 1 to 417 code for a protein of 138 amino acids. Gene Ontology annotation, biological process: translation. NCBI's taxonomy places the organism in Eukaryota, Fungi, Ascomycota, Saccharomycetes, Saccharomycetales, Saccharomycetaceae. Gene Ontology annotation, cellular component: mitochondrial large ribosomal subunit; ribosome. The record is from RefSeq and is a predicted model, not a curated record. The transcript has a single exon.